Cajanus cajan (pigeon pea) is the source of this 618-nucleotide messenger RNA. NCBI's taxonomy places the organism in Eukaryota, Viridiplantae, Streptophyta, Magnoliopsida, Fabales, Fabaceae. The record is from RefSeq and is a predicted model, not a curated record.
AUGUUCUUACUGGAAUUUGGCCGUAGAGGUGACCCGUCCAGUAAGAUCGGAUACCAAGACACCCUCUACGCCCACGCCCUCCGUCACUUCUACAGAGAAUGCGACAUCCACGGCACCAUCGACUUCAUCUUCGGCAACGCCGCCGCACUCUUCCAAUCAUGCACCCUCCUCCUCCGCCGCCCCCACGGCGGCGCCUACAACGUCAUUCUGGCAAACGGAAGAACCGACGGCGGACAGAACACGGGCUUCUCCGUCCACAAGUGCCGCAUAGCGCCGAGCGCGGAGUUCUCCGGCGUGAAGCGGUCCCAUAGGUGGUUCCUAGGGAGGCCCUGGAAGGAGUACUCGAGGGCGGUGGUGAUGCAGAGUGCCAUCGACGAUGCUGUGGCUCCGACGGGGUGGGUGGAGUGGCCAGGGUGUGGAAGCUCCGUGUUGAGGACUUUGUACUUUGCGGAGUACGGUAACGAAGGAGGUGGUGCUGGAACUAGCAAGAGGGUGCAGUGGCCGGGUUUUCGUGUUCUUGGGGCUCAAGAGGCUCUCAAGUUCACUGUUGCUACCUUCAUCGCUGGAAAUUCCUGGAUUCCCUCCACUGGGGUUGCUUUCAUUUCGGGGCUUAAUUGA